AUGACUGAUUGCGUAGAUCAUUUGAUCAGUAUUUGGAAACAAAGAUUUGAAAACAAAAAGGAUGCUAUUUGUACAUGUUUAGUUGAUGAUAAUCAGCAACUAAUGUUGGAUAUGUUCACACUACUCACAUUUGAUUACGAUCUUGGUAAUUUAAAGCGUUUAUCGGAAGCUGCUAGUUUAUCUAAUAGAGGAGAAAAAUCUAAGCUAUCUGAAUUUAGCCAAGCAUUGUCAAUAUGGCUUAACGGAUUUAAACGCGUUACAGUCAAUGGAAUGCCACUGAUUGUUAAUUAUUAUUUAUUGAAAUUCGAUAGAACAUAUCAGAAAGCUUUAAAAACACUAGAAAAUUAUGCAGAAAAGAUUAUUGCCAAAUGUCAACAAGAAACUGAUCUAAAUAAGAAACCAAUCAAUCUUGUUGCAUCAUUAGUAUCAUCAUUACAAAAGGAUGAAGUUUUGGAACAGUCGAAAUGUGAAACAGAAAAAAACAGGAAUUUCGAAAAAAGAAUUGUUGGAUGA
This is a messenger RNA of Rotaria sp. Silwood2, 513 nucleotides long. NCBI's taxonomy places the organism in Eukaryota, Metazoa, Rotifera, Eurotatoria, Philodinida, Philodinidae. The record is from the annotation of a GenBank genome assembly.